Molecule: messenger RNA, 9750 nt
Organism: Plasmodium vinckei vinckei
Lineage: Eukaryota; Apicomplexa; Aconoidasida; Haemosporida; Plasmodiidae
Product: conserved Plasmodium protein, unknown function
Exons: 1
Coding region: 1-9750 (3249 amino acids)
Source: RefSeq, a predicted model, not a curated record
AUGACGAAAAUGUCAUUAUAUAAAAUACCAGAAGAAAAAUUAAAAAACCAGGAAAAGAUAAUAGACAAAAGUAUCCUAAAUGGCGACAUAAAAAAGUAUGAUAUGCAUAAGCUUCGGUUCAUUUUAAGGAAAUACAUUCGGCAUAACAACCGGUUGCUAAAUUACCGUAAAUAUAAAGAUGUGAUAGAUAAUUUUGAAGCUUUUAAAAUUGUAGUUAUUAUUUAUGUGAAUAGUUUUUUGAAUAAAAAGGCAAUUUUGAAUUAUAGUUUUCGAUAUUCUCAUAUUAUAAAAUUAUUAUAUUUAAAUAGAAAAGCAAAGAGAUUAAUAUAUGGGAGCAAUUACUAUACAAAAGAUAAUACCUUAUCAAGAAAUAUAAAAGGUAGGAAUAAUGACAAAAAAAAUGGGCUUUUAUUUUAUAAUAAUAAAUAUGUACAUGACAAAAAAUCUAGCGAAGAUAAGAAACAUAUAGGUAUUAAUUUCUAUUAUGUUUUAAAAAGUGAUGAUUAUGAUAAAUUAGACAAAAUUAUUUGUAAUAGUAGAAUAAAAUUACCAUCCUUUAGUUAUUUUGAUAUAUAUUUAUUUAGUAAUAAUAAAAAAAUAAAAUAUGAAAUAAAUAAAAAAAAUAUUAAGUACAUUGAUGUUUAUUCGGUUCUCUAUUAUUUGUAUAUAUCUGUUGUUAUUUCGUAUAUGCAUUUAAAAGAUUUCCAUAACGCUAAAAUUAAAUUCUUUGAAUAUAUAUAUUUAAAAAGAAAAAUUGAAAAAUUAAAUAAUUAUUUCCAAAUAAAGGAAAAAAAAAAGACAAAAAUAACUGGCGCAUUCUCAUCUCGCAUGAAAAAAAAAUUCUAUAGUUAUUAUGAUUCAAUACUAAGCGAGAGAAAUAGCAUUGCAUUGUCUUUAAAAAGUAAUAAAGAAGAAGGAACUAAAGAGGAUGAUGAAAGCAAUUCAAAAUCUAAAAAUAAAAUAACUUAUGCAAACAAUGAUAAUAACAAUUCUUUAAACAAGCAUACUAAAAAUAAUAAGUGUUUGAGUCACAGUUCAAAAGUAAAGAAUAAUAAAAUAAUAUCACCAAAUAAAAAAUCGAGCUCAGAAUCAAAUUUCAUGGAAAAUAAGCAAGUGAAUAUGAAUGACAAUUUAAAAAACACGGACGUUAAUGAAACAAAUGAGACUUUUUAUAAAAGAGAAUGUGAUACAAACAGAGAUAAUGAAGUUAUUAAAAAUAAGAAUGUAUAUAACAAAAAUGAACACCCUUACGUUAAAAGCAAAUAUAAUAAAUGUGUACAAACCCGUGUAACGAAAAAAGAAAAAAGAAUACAUAAAAAAAGUAGAAAAGAAUAUUUAACUUUAGAUGAAUAUUUAUUAUUUUUAAAAAUUAAACAUUGUGAGAUUUCGUUAGAGAAUCUUGCAAAUGUUAUGAAAGAUAUUACUUUAGAAGAUAAAAUAUUUAGUAUAAAAAAAUUAAGAUAUGUUAUAAAUAGUACAGAGUGUGAUGACAAAACAAAUUUAUAUAAAAAAGACAAAAUAUUAAAAAAAUUACUAAAGACAAAAGAUAAAAAUUUUAAAUUUUAUAAUUAUUUUUUUGAUGUCUUAAUAUAUUUUUCUUACUUUAAACAAAUUCACAUUAUUGAAGGUAUGCUAAUAAUGGCUCUCAUAUUUAGUAAAUUAAAUUUUAUAAACCUGUCCAUAUAUAUAUAUAGGAAUGUAUAUUUAUUUCUUUACUACAUUUUUGAAAGCUACCAAAAGAAGAGAAUUUAUUUUAAUAAAAAUCAUAAAGCACAUAAAAUCACAUCAUUUAACAUCAUCUCUAUGGAUAGUAAUGAAAUACAUACUGGAAGUUGUGACAUAAUAAACAAAGAGAACAAUUUUUGGGGCAAACAAAAUAUAAAUAAAGCUCUCAAAAGGAAUAAUUUAGUAAUUAAUGGCCCUAAUGAAGGAAUGAUAGGUGAAAAUAAAAUAAAAGAUGAUAAUCUGACCAUAGAUAGUAUACUAAACACAAAAAAUGGAGAUAUGCAUAGAAAAGAUAUUACCAAUGAUGAUAUAAUUCUCGAAAAUGGAAAUAAAAUUCAAGAGUUAAAUAUCAAUAUUAAGGGAAAUAAGACUAAUAACACCAAUGAAGAAUAUAAAAAUUGUAAUGAUAGUAAUAAAAUGUAUCUAGAUGAAUGCAGUUGUAAUUGUGAUACGCUCAAAAUGUACAAUAAUGUUAUGAUAUCUUCAUUUAAUAAUUUUUUAGAAGAAGCAAGAAAUAACAAUAAUUUUUAUUUUCUAAAUGAAUAUUUUGAAAAAUAUUUUCAUUCAAGUUGUCAUAAUGAUUAUUUAUUUUUAGGAAAUUCAUUAAGCUCUUCAAAUUCAAAUGAUAUAAAUAAUAUAAUUUAUAAAAGCAUAAUACACAAUUCUAUAUUUCUUAAUUGCAAGUAUAUAUUUAAUGGCAUAAAAAAGUAUAUACAUCAUUUUUUAAAUUUAAUUAAUUAUAUUGAAAUGAAAUACACAUUUUAUCAAAAUAAUUAUAAUUUAAAAAAUAUAAUAUAUAAUUUAUAUAUGGAUAAAAUUAUAAAAUCCUAUGAUUUUAAUAUUUAUACAUAUGAAAAAAAUAUUUAUGUACUAAAAAGAAUAAUUUUUUUUCACAAUCAUAUAAAUGCUUAUCAUAAUGAUAAAGAUUAUUUAAAUGGUGAUAAAUCCGUAAAAUCUUUAUUUUUUAAAAUAUUUUUUAAUCUUUCCAAAAAUGAAAUAUUCAAAUCUCCCCAGUCAAAUUAUUUAGAAUAUAAAAAAGACAUCCGUUAUUUUUAUAACACUACACCAAAUGAUCCUAACAUUAUAAAUUAUGAGAUACAAAAUGAAGAUGGCUAUAAAAUUACUAUAACUACAGAGAAAAACCUAAAUGAAAGUUUGCAUAUCGAAAAAGGAGGUAAUAACACAAAGAAUAUCAAUAGGGAUGAUUAUGAUGUUUGCUCUGAUAAGACAGAUAAAAUCUACAUUUGUGAAAAUAAUAAUAAUAUAACUCAAAAACGUGAUAACCAAAAUUUAAACAUAAUAAAAGAUGGAACAUCUAAUAAGAAGGUUACACAUGUAGAUAAAUCUAUUUCCAAUAAUUACAUCAAAAAAUCCGAAAAUACAGAAGAUGACAAAAAAGAAAAUACCUAUACAAAUUAUAUAAAUGCUAAUAAUAAAAAAGGAAAUGAUAUUCUUAAAAUGGGGAUAAAAAAUAGUAUAUAUGGUGAUGAUAAUGAUAUUUUGGAUAUUAAUGAUCGAUGCUAUAAUAGUAAAUCUGAUUAUUUUCUUGAUGAAAAAAUAGGACAUUUUAAUAAUUUAUGUACAAAUACAAGCAAGUUAGAUUCACCUAUUCAAAUUCCUGCAUUUUCGAAUUCCAAUAAUAAAAUGUCUUUGCUUCGUUCAGCAAAAGAUAACGGUGAAAUCAUAUUGACUAGCCAAAGCGAUGAAAAAUGUUUACACAAUGCUUAUGAUAAUAUAUUAUUCAAUAAAAAUAUGAGUAAUAUGAAUAACCAUAGUAAAAUUGGUGAAAAAUAUGAUGGAAGGAAAAAUGAUAAUUUUAUUGAUAAUAUUUUAAAAAAAAAAAAAAAAAAAAAUAGAUUAAAUAAAAGUGGACAUGAUGAUAUGAAUAGUUUCAAAAAUCAAAAUGUGCAAACUUUUUUUAAUUUUAGUAACAACGAGCUAAAAAUUAUGGUCUACAACUUUUUAUAUUUGUACAUUUUAGAUGAAUAUAUAUAUGAAAAUACACAUAAAAAGGACAUAAAUGAAUAUUUAAAUUUUAAAAAUGUGUUAAAAAAAAAACAAAAACUGAGAUACAAUUUUUUUAACUUUAUUUCAAAAGCAAACAAUGAUAUAGGAAAUGAAAUCGAUUCAUAUAAAAAAUAUAUAAAGGUAGCAUAUAUUAAAAAAACAGAAAAUAAUGCAUAUAAUUCAAUAUUUGGCCAAAAACCAUCAAUUAAAGUAAAUGUUAAAAAAGAAAUAAAUAAUAAUUAUAAAACACAAUCAGGACACCAUGGCGAAACUGAUUUGGAAAUAAAAAGCAAUAAAUCAUUAUUAUUAAAAAAUGAUCAAGAAUAUAUUAAUAUGCUUAUAAAAAAAAAAAAAAAAUACACACAAAUUUAUUAUUUAUUAUUUAAUAACAAAAAAUUUUAUAGUAAUAAAAUUAUAAAUUUCUUGAGAGAUAUCCAUAAAAAGGAAUACACUAUACACCAAAUGAAGAUUAAUAUAGAAAAAUAUGAGCAUAUAUAUUUUCUAUUUUUAAUAACAGAAGCAUUGUCUUAUUUAAUUUUGCCUUAUAUUAGCAAUAUUAAUUCUUCAUUUGCAUCCAUAAAAUGCUAUAAAAAUAUGUGUGGUACUACAUUUACGCAAAUAGACAAGUUUCGAUUAAAUACUAUACCGCUUAUUUUUGAUGAAGAUACUAUAUAUCAAAAAGGGAAUGUAAAUAGUAAGAGAACUUAUAUAAAUCAUUGGAUCUAUAGGCAAAAAAGACUGAUUAAUAGUAUCAGAAAGAGAAGAGACUAUUCAAGCAUUUCUAACAUUUACAACAUUUCAGUUCUUUUCAAUAAUGUGAAAAAAGUAAAUUUUUUAAGCUUAAAACCCCCCAAAAAAGAAAAAUAUAUUGAAAACAAUUUCAAAGAGCCAAAUAUAUACGAUCAAAAUUGGAAAGAAGCAAAAAAUAAUAAACAUAAAUAUUACAGAAUGAAUACUUUAAAUAAUAUUAUUAAAGAUGAAUCAGCAUAUAUUCAAAAAUAUUCCAUGUUUAAUGAAAACGAUAAAAAUGAAACAGCCAAAAAUACACUAUUUAAUAAAAGCAAUUUAACAAAUCAAAAAAAAAAUAUAUAUUUAAAAUAUAAUCAAGACCCUAAUGAAAAUAUUUAUUAUCUUAAUAUGUACAAUACUAAAGAGAUCAUACAACAAAUACGGGAUUGUAAAAGUAAAUUAUCAAUUGAAACAAAGACAGUUAUUGAAAAUUCAUUUCUUUUUGAUGAUUAUUAUGAAUUAGAUGUAUGUGAAUUAAAAAAAAUAUAUCAUAACAAAUCAAAAUAUUUUCUCAUAAAAAAAUAUGAAACUAUUAUAACAUUAGCAUUUUUCACUAGAUAUAAUACUUAUUUGUUAUUUUCAUUAUAUCAACGUUUGGCAUUGUUAAGUUACAUGUAUUCGAAUUAUAACACUUCUAUAUCAAUUUUAAGAUAUAUUAAUCAAAUACAUUGCAAGUUGAUAAAUAAACAAAAAGGACCAGAUUAUACAGUAAUGAAUCACAACGAUAGGGAAUAUUAUAUUAAUGGUAAUAGUAAGUAUGAUAUAGAUAACGAAUAUAAAUUUGAUAAAAUAAAAAAUGAGAAAAUUGAGGGAAAAAAUAACUUUUGUAAGUCUGAUGAAAAAAAAAAAUCAAACAUCCUUUUCUAUAUGAAAAACGAAGAUAUAUCUUUUCAAGAUUACAUAAUUAAUACAUAUAGUACUAAUUUUAUAAACGACAAAAAUAAUGCGCAUGAUAAUUUUCCUUUUAUUUCAAAUAAAUCGCUUUAUGAAAAAUUAAGUGAUAUAAAAUCCUUUAGAUUUUCUAUAUUUUUUGAUGUAUUUUUUGAGUUAAAAGUGAAUUUCAAUUGUUUAGCUAAUUCACAUAUAUGUGUACAAAAUGGAUUGAAGUAUUUAUUUUUUUUUAUAAAAAAUGCACACAAGUUUAAUUUUUUUAUUUAUUAUAAGGAGAAAAAGCAGGCUAAGAAAAGGAAAAUUUUAUAUUCCCCAAAAUUGAUAAGCGAUGAAAAAAAAUACAUUAAUGAUAUUAACAAUAGUAAAAUCAAAGAAAAUAACAUCCAUGAACAUGAUGCUACAACGGUUCCAUUUUCAAAAAAUACAACUUCUACUAGACAUAAUAAAAGUUCAUCAAAAAAUAAUGCCUAUAAUGGAUCUCAUUAUAAAUACAAAGUUGAUAUAAAUAAAUAUCGAGGAAGCAAAUUGUUCUAUAUUAUAGCAAUUUCUUUGCUAAAACAAAUAAAUACUAAUUAUUACUAUGAUAACAUAAAAGAAAUAAAUUUAAUAUAUGAAGAAGAUUUAAUAGAUAAAGAGAUAAAUGUAAACAAUAUUGUAAAAAAUGAUUACAAAGAGUUAUUACACUUAACUUAUAAAUAUAUUAUAAAAAGUAUUAAAACUGAUCGUGAUAAUUUACUAAGUUAUUAUUAUCUUUGUAUUAUUUAUUUAUAUAGAUUAAAAAUUGACAAAUGUAAAUAUAUUUGUAAAAAUUUUUUAUUAAAAAAUUAUUAUAAUGCUUAUUCAUUUCCUUUUUGGUUAUUAACCAUAGUAGUAAACAGUUGUAGAAAUAUAUAUUGUGACGAUAAUUUUAAUAGCAAAUUAACUACAGAAAAUGAAAUACAAAAAAUAAAUGAAAACACAUUUUAUAAAAAAAAUAAAACUGAGAAUAGAAAAAAUACACCAAAUAAAUCUUUCAAAUAUGAUGCACUCAGUAAAGAAAAUAAUAUAAAAUCUGUUACACACAAAAAUACUUAUGAAGAUAUAGAUUCUUCUAUUUUUGACAAUUAUAAAAAAAAAUAUAUAUCACUACUUACUGAUUUAAAAUUAAAUUCGCCAGACUUUUACAAAUCUAUUACUAAUAUAAAUGAUGUGUUUGAUAUAAAUGACAAGAAAGGAAAUUAUAUGAACAAUUUUUGUUAUAUUUCGAAUAUAAUGGGAUGUGUAAACUCCCCUAAAAAUGACUGUGAUGAAUCCAAAGAAAUUAUACUAAGUAACAGUAUUCACACUCAUAAGAAAAUAGAUAAAAGUGAUGAUAUAAACAAAUAUAUUAAUCCUGAAGAAUCUCAAAUAUUUUAUGAUAGCAUUAAACAAGAACAGGAAUGCAGUAACAACAUAGGAUGUAUUUAUAAAAGAAGCCAAUACAGUGAAAACGACAAAAAUACAAAUUAUCCAUCGCACAAAUUUAAUAUGGAUUGUUAUAGGGGAAGCACAUUUAACAUAGAUUGCUUUUUGUAUAUAUCAAAAGCAAUUAAUUAUUUUUCAGAUAAUGUUUUUUUCUUUUAUUUAUAUGUGCAUUAUAUGAUUAAUUUUUUUGGAUUCCAUGAUAUAUUUUUUUUUUGGGAAAAGCCAAAAAGAAAUAAAAAAAAUAAUUAUAUACACUCAAAACUAGAUUAUUCAUUAUUAAGGAAAAUACUAGAAGAGGAUAAAAUGAGAUCAUCAAAUAGUUCCGUUUAUAGCGAAUAUGAAGAGGGGACUUAUCAAAAUGGUGCCUACAAAGACAACGAUAUUUCUAUUAUGGAUUAUAGUUUUUUUAAUUUAAAAAAUCAUAAAACACAUCGAAAAAGUAUAAUAAUUAAUAAUGACCAGAAUAAUGAUAUUACCUAUAAGAGAAAUAAUCUAAAUUAUAAUAAUUAUGAGCAUUAUGAAAGUAGUAAUAUAACAGAUCGUAGUUAUAACUUAUCAGGUGAAGAAGAGUUAAGUAGUGAUAAUUUCUUUAUGAAUACUAAUAUUAAUUUGCCUACAAAUUUAAUGAGAUCAAAAAAUUUUGAAAAUAAACUUUUAACUAAUAAUAUUAAAGAUGAAAUUAAUAAAAUUCAAGUUUCGUUAAAAAUUAUAAAGGGCGAAAAAAAACAUCUUCGAAAAAAUGCUCAAAAGAAAAAAAGGGAAACAAGUAUAGGGCAUGAUAAAAGUAAAACCAAAAAUGUUGAAAUGACAGAAAAUAAUAUUACUAUCACUAAUAUAGGCAAUAUUGAACAGAAGGAAACAAAAAAUUAUAAGAUACAAACUAAAGGAGGAGAUAAAGACGAAGAAAAGCCAUCUAACAAAUCAAAACAACGAAUUUCUAGUGAUGCAUUAGAUACAAAUAUAAAUUAUAUGAAUAGUAAUUAUGAAAAAGGUGAAAACAAGAAGAAAGAAAAAAAACAAAAGGCAGAAACAGGAAACAAAAAAAAAAAAAAAAAUACACCCCCAAAAAAUAAACCAAUGUAUAUCGAUACUAGUAAAGUAAAGCUAUUACCCUGUUCUUUGCCAAUUAUAUUAACUUUAUAUAAUUAUAUUCACAAAAUUGUUGAAAAAAAAAAAAAAAACUCAGAUUUACAUAUAUAUUUUUAUUUAAGUAAUAUUAUGUCUUAUAUAAAUUUGAAAAAAAUCAAAUGUGAAUUACAUCAUGAUACAGAUCAUGAUAAUGAUUUUGUAACAAACAACCAAAUGAAUAAUAGUAAUUGUUUUUUUAACUACUCUAAAGCAAAUAAUAAAAUAUCAAAUAAGUAUGAUUUUUCUGAAAAUUGUAAAAAUAAUAGUCAUGAAAAGGUAAAUACAAAUAAUUAUUCUAGCAUUAUGAACAAUAUAAAAAGCACAGAAAAUAGUUAUAUUCCUCAUAAAAAUAAUAAUAUAAUGAAGAGAAAAUUUGUCAAACAGAUUAAUUUAAAGAGUAUAUAUUUAGAGUGUAUUAUGUGGAUAAAUAUUGGAGAAAUCUUGAUAUAUUUAAAAAUAAACACAAAAGUUAUUAUUUAUAUAUUUAAUAUAAUUGAAACGUAUAUUAAAUUUUAUCUUAACUUAAAUAAUAAUAGCAAUUAUUACAAUUAUGAAAAUACAACAUUUUUCUAUAAUUUAACGCAAGAAUUUAUGUGUCUUAAAUGCUUGUACCUUUUUUACUUAUAUUCAAAAUGCAAAAAAAAGAAUCUCUAUAAUAGUAGUUCAAUAUAUCUAAGUAUUCUUGGGGUACCCCAUCAUAAGAAUACUCGUCACAAUAGUAGUUUUAGAAAUAGCAACAGUAGUAAUAACAAAAAUUACAUGAACAGAAAUAGGAUGAAACUAAAGGAUCAAAUCUAUUGUAUUAAUAAGAAAAAUACAAAUUUUCCGUUGAAAAAAAAAAAUUUAUAUACAAAAAUAUAUCUUUUUGAAAAAGAACACGAAUCAUAUAAAUAUAAAACGAAGCAUCUUAACAACCCUAACAUUGUUGUAAGUAAUAAUUAUAUUUAUUUUAAUGAUAAAAUAUAUGGCAAUGUUUUAAAGGCUCCUUUCUACACUAAUAAUAAAAAAAAAUUCAAAUUUAAUUUCGAAUUUUUCAAAAAAGAAAAAAUAAACAACUCUACAAAUGAAGAUAUAUGCACUGGUUCAAAAAGUAAAAAUAAAGAAAACGAUAAUCUUAGCAUUAAUAAAGAUAAUAAAAUGACAAAUGCCGCAAAAAAUAAAAUAAAUAACAAACAAGGUGAAGUGACCGCAUUAAAGAAAUAUAAAAACCCUGCGUCUAGUAAAAAACGUAUGAAUAAGUUAUACACACGGGAGGAAAUGCUAUUUAACUCCUUUAAACUUGAAAAUAAUACACAAAAUGAACAAAAAAAGUAUAGAUUUGUAAAAAAUAUUAAAAUUUAUUUAUCUUUAAUAAAUAAAAUUUACUGCAAUAAUAGGAAAGUUAAUAUAUUAUAUGCUAGAUACUAUUUUUUAAAAAAGAAAUAUACAAAAGUUAUAUCAAUUUUAUCAUUACUAAAUGAACAUUAUAGUAAUAUAUCAUAUUUUAUUAAAAAAAAACAUAUGUCUGCAUAUAAACAUAAUAAUAUUUUUGCCCAAAAUAAUCUGCCCUCUAAUGAUAGAAAUAACAACAUGAAAGAAGAGUAUCUAUUUCAUUUAAAUAACCAAACAGAUUUUACUUAUGAAUACUUAAAUAUAUAUAUGUAUUACCGAUCGUUUUAUAAAUUAAAAGAAUAUAGUAAAUCAGAUUAUUACAAGAAUGUUUUAAAUUAUAUUUUUUUAAAGUGUCCCCUUAUAUCGUUUAACUUGUUUCCGUUUAUAAAUCUUUAA